Molecule: messenger RNA, 1818 nt
Organism: Thlaspi arvense
Lineage: Eukaryota; Viridiplantae; Streptophyta; Magnoliopsida; Brassicales; Brassicaceae
Source: the annotation of a GenBank genome assembly
AUGACCGUUGGAAUUGAACCGUUGCCCCAUCUUCAUAAGGAGCGCUCUCUUGCUUUCUUCAUCAUAAUCUCAAUUUUCACAGCCUCUUCACGAAGAGAAAGAACAAAAAGUGUAAGAAUCAGUAGGAGAGUGAUAAUGGCGACGAGAGCAAACAUGCCUGAGCAAGUCAGAGGUGUUGCCGUCGCUGAUGGUGUAAAGAUUCAGAACAAAAAUGGUGCUGUGAAGAGUCGUCGUGCGCUUGGCGACAUCGGGAAUUUAGUUUCUGUUCCCGUAGUUCAAGGAGGAAAGGCUCAACCUCCGAUCAACCGACCCAUAACCCGAAGUUUCCGUGCUCAGCUAUUAGCGAAUGCGCAAGUUGAGAAAAAGCCGAUCAUCAAUGGUGACAACAAAGCUCCCGUUCCUGACCCAAAGAAACGACAGCCUCUUGCUCCAAGAAACAAGGAAGCUCAAAAGGCGAUUCCCAAGAAGAACCUAGUGAUUAAGCAACAGACCAAAUCAGGUGAAGUGACUGAGCCAAAGGAGGAGGAGAAGCAGCGAAAGGACAUUGCAGCAGCUUCACCUAAGAAAAAGAGCGUGACAUACUCGUCGGUUCUGAGUGCUCGGAGCAAAGCUGCGUGUGGUAUAACCAACAAGCCAAAGAUUCUCGAUAUCGAUGAGUCUGACAAAGAUAACCAUUUGGCUGCCGUGGAGUAUGUUGAUGACAUGUACGCUUUCUACAAAGAGGUUGAGAAGGAGAGCCAGCCUCAAAUGUACAUGCAUAUUCAGACCGAUAUGAAUGAGAAGAUGAGAGCCAUCUUGAUAGAUUGGUUGCUGGAAGUUCACAUCAAGUUUGAGCUUAACCCUGAAACUCUCUACCUCACUGUCAACAUCAUUGAUCGAUUCCUCUCUGUGAAAGCUGUUCCGAAAAGAGAAUUGCAACUAGUGGGAAUUAGCGCCUUGCUCAUUGCUUCCAAAUAUGAAGAAAUCUGGCCACCUCAGGUAAAUGAUUUGGUCUAUGUGACAGACAAUGCUUACAACAACAAGCAGAUUUUAGUGAUGGAGAAAACCAUCCUUGGAAACCUGGAAUGGUAUUUGACAGUCCCAACUCAAUAUGUCUUCCUUGUCCGCUUCAUCAAAGCUUCAUUCUCUGACCCAGAAAUGGAGAAUAUGGUUCACUUUCUUGCUGAAUUGGGGAUGAUGCACUAUGACACCUUGAUGUUCUGUCCUUCCAUGCUUGCUGCUUCGGCUGUUUACACAGCGAGAUGCUCACUGAACAAGACCCCUGCUUGGACUGAUACCUUGAAGUUCCACACUGGCUACUCCGAAUCUGAGAUUAUGGAUUGUUCAAAGCUUCUAGCUUUUCAUCACUCCAAAUGCGGAGAGAGCAGGUUACGUGCUGUGUACAAGAAGUACUCUAAGGUCGAGAAGGGAGGUGUUGCUUUGGUGUCACCAGCCAAGUCUCUCUUGAGUCCUGCUGAUUUGAAGAAGCCUCUCUCUGCUUAGUGACUUUUUGAUGGGAGAAAGCCUGAGAAAUUGUGUUUUUCCAUCAGAUAUCUCUCUGAUUCAAUUCCAGAUUCGACUUGUUAAAAAAAACUCUUUCUUUUGAGUUCAAAAGUAUUGAAAACUUUUCUGUAUUGGUUUUCAACUUUUCUAUGAUCAUAAAAUCUUUCUCAUAUUUUGAUUGUCUGUGUUGCAUUGCUACCUUCCAACGAAUGUGUGUUUUGCUUGCGACUAAUUUUUAUUGAAAUCUAUUGCCGUAAUUUUAUACUUACAUGUUAUUUGUUAUUUAUCGGUCACGAUAAUAUUUAAGAUGUACUAUAUUAUUUAGGCUUUAACAAA